Closterium sp. Naga37s-1 is the source of this 2058-nucleotide messenger RNA. NCBI's taxonomy places the organism in Eukaryota, Viridiplantae, Streptophyta, Zygnematophyceae, Desmidiales, Closteriaceae. The record is from the annotation of a GenBank genome assembly.
AUGUGGGACCUGAUUUCGACCAUGGAAGAAGAGAAGCCGGAUGACAAGGACAGGCCAUUUCCCGUGCUGCGCCACCUCGUUCUCGAGCUCUCGGCCUUCUCCCCUCUCAUCCUUCGCUUCGUCUCCUGCCUCUCUGCCCAGCUUCAUUCUCUCACUCUCGGCGCCGAAGAUCAAUUCGCUGCUCAGGAAGGCGGAGAGGGUGCUGAAAGAGGUGGGAACGCGGAAGGGCGGAGGGGGCAUGAGGGGGACAUGGACGAACGAGCGUCCUUCUCUCUUCACCUCCCACUAGCCACUAAAGUCGAGAUUUACGGGAUCAACUGCUCCAUUUCGCUCUCCGCCCCUCAUCUCUCCCUCCUCAGAAUACUUUGGUGGUCCCGACACUCCCGCCUGCACCUGCUCCCCACCUGCCCCGCGCACCUGACAUCUCUCUUCCUUCACACCGACGGAACCUGCCCCUGGGUGUUGCACGCGCCUCACCUCACCUCGCUUCACUCCCUCUGCACCAACAUGCUGCCCGAGCAGGCUGCAUGCCUCCCGCCGGAGGGAGGAACGGGGAAAGAAGCCUGGAAAGGAGGAGGUGUGGAGGAGAGGGCACAUCGAGAAGCCGAGGAGGAAGAAGUAGUAGAAGGGGUGACGGUGGAGGCUGAGCAAGGGGAUGAGGAGGAACGAGUAGAGGAAGAGUCGUCUUCCAUCACCCCUCCGCCCGUGGCGGAGGUUCCUUCCGCGGACUCGAGCGCCUUACCCGCCGACGUGUGGAUGCGCAUCGCAAAUGCAGCGGCGGAGAGAGAAGAGUGCUACUGCUCCUGGUCGCUCGUGCCGUGCACCGAAGCCUUGCCGUGCGUUCGACGCGCACUAUCAGCAAGCAACGAGCCUCUUUACUUCGAAGAAGAUUGUCAGUGUCCCCCCUCCGCCGUCUCCCUCGCUCAACGAAUCCGCAGCUUCGCAUGGCUGACCAAGCAGCACCAAAGCCCUUCGCAAUUCAACUUCUCUCUCGUUGAAGCGCCUCCUCGCCUCGUCUCCUCCUUCCCGCGCUCUUGCCUGUUCCCUUCCAUCUCCUCUAUCACCUCUCUCGAUCUCUACUUCCCCCGAAGCCUCCCCUCCCAUCCACGCCUCCUCUUCUCCCUCUCGCAAGCUCCGCGCCUCGAGUCGCUAUUUAUUCAGCAUUGCGAUGUGGCGGACAGCAAGCGCGCGGUUCCAAAUCACCAGUGCAAUGAUCCCGUGAUGGUGGCCGAAAUGUGGGAUAUGGUUUCAAUCAUGGAGGAGAAGAACCCGGAUGACACGGCCAUGCUGUUUCCCGUGUUGCGUCGCCUCGACCUCUCCCUCUCUGCCUGCUCGCCUCUCAUCCUCCGCUUUGUCUCCUGCCUCUCCUCACAGCUUCACUCUCUUGAUCUCGCGGCUGACGAUCAGUUCGCGGCACAGGAGGGCAAAGAGGGCCCUGAAAUCGGCGAGGACCCAUGGGAGAGGGACGUGGACGGACGAACGUCCUUCUCUCUUCACCUCCCGCUGGCCACUGAUGUCAGACUCGGUGGUCUCAACUGCUCUAUCUCGCUCUCCGGCCCUCGCCUCUCCUCCCUCAAGUUUCGAUGGCAGUCCCGCCACUCCCGCCUGCUCCUGCUCCCCACCUGCCCCGUGCACCUGACGUCUCUCUUCCUUACCAUCGACCCGACCUGCCCGUGGGCGUUGCACGCGCCUCACCUCACGUCGCUUCACUCCCUCUGCACUGACAUGGAUCCAGAGCAGGCGGCAUGCCUCCCACCAGGUGUGAUAGAGACCGUCAAGAUCCUCGAGUGGAGGAAUUCGAUGGAUUCCCAGUCACUGGACCUGAGUGCGUGGCACGGCUUGCGUUGCCUUCAUGCUGUUGGUUGGGCCCCUGUGUCCCUGUCGGUGUUUCGCUCGGCUGUGCUCUGGCCGUGUGACUUGGAGGGGAUGUUUUUCUCUAGUAUUGGGAGCGAGGUUGUGGGGUUUCUUGAGAGUGGGUUGGGAGGAGGCGGUGGGGGGGGAAGCUCGGGAACGAGCCAUGGAGGGGAGGGCACAUCGAGAGACCGAGGUGACGGCUGA